AUGACCGAAUCUCCGCGCCAACUCCAUCUCACGGCCUUCAUGCGGCCAGUGUCCCUGCAUCCAGGAGCAUGGCGCUAUCCUGGCUCAUUUCCUGAUGCGAACUUCAAUUUCAAACAUAUUGCCAAAUUCGCCCAAAAGCUUGAAGCCGCCAAGUUCGACGCCUUCUUCAUGGCCGAUCACUUGGCCGUAUUGAACAUGCCCAUCGAGGCCCUCAAGCGCAGCCAUACAGUCACCUCUUUUGAGCCAUUUACUUUGCUCUCUGCCCUCUCUGCUGUCACAGAUAAGAUUGGUCUGGCUGCUACAGCAAGUACAACAUACGAUGCACCGUAUCAUGUUGCCAGGCGGUUUGCUAGUCUGGACCAUUUGAGUGGUGGACGAGCUGCAUGGAAUAUCGUCACCACCGGCAACCCAGAAACAAGCCAUAACUUUGGCUUCGAUGAGCAUUUAGCUCAUGGUGAUCGGUACAAGCGAGCACGCGAAUUUUAUGAUGCUGUCACUGGGCUGUGGGAUAGUUUUGCCGAUGAUGCAUUCACCCGUGAUACCGAGACAGGUGAAUAUUUCGACCCCGCGAAAUUACACGCAUUGAAUCAUUCCGGGGAUGAAUUCAAAGUACGCGGCCCUUUGAAUAUUGCUAGACCACCACAGGGCUGGCCCGUCAUCGUGCAAGCUGGACAGAGUGAACCCGGGAGGCAACUCGCGGCUGAGACGGCGGAGGUUGUGUUCUGCAGCCCGAAAGAUAUCGAUGGCGCGAAGGCCCUUUAUGCUGAUAUUAAAGGGCGGGUUGAGCGGGCGGGACGCAAGAGAGACGAGUUGAAGAUCCUGCCGGCUGCAAUGAUCAUCGUUGGAGAUAGUAAACAGGACGCACAACAGAAGCGGCUGAACUUAGACAGCUUGGUACAUUACGACAGUGCGAUCGCUUCUUUGUCCAUCUCUCUGGGUGUAGACAUAAGUGACCUUGAUCCGGACAGCCCCCUCCCAGAUGAUCUGCCCGAGACGAACGCGAGCAAGACGAGCAGAGAGGCAGUUGAGAAAUUGGCCAAGCAAGAGGGGCUGACGAUCCGACAACUCGCCCAACGAUACGGGGGAUAUGCUGGGUUGACGUUCCUUGGAUCACCGAGUGAUAUUGCAGAAGAAAUGGAGAUCUGGUUGCGAGAGGAGGCCUCGGAUGGAUUCACAUGCACGUUCCCCUUCUUACCCCAGGGCUUGGAUGAGGUGACAGACAGAUUGAUUCCCGAGUUGCAACGGAGAGGCCUUUUCCGUGAUGAGUAUACGGGCUCGACACUACGUGAGCACUUCGGCCUGGCGAAACCAGAGAAUCGUUUCUUCAGCGAGGCAACUUGA
Molecule: messenger RNA, 1341 nt
Organism: Penicillium salamii
Lineage: Eukaryota; Fungi; Ascomycota; Eurotiomycetes; Eurotiales; Aspergillaceae
Source: the annotation of a GenBank genome assembly